AUGGCCGCAGCUCACAGCGCCGGUGACGUGAGCUAUCCCAACACUAACGGGAGUAGCCUCACAGAUGCCGUGACAAAAGGUCCCGUCAUCGACAACAUCAAAGCCGAGGCCUCUCGGACCAGCGACGAAUUGCGCGAUCUGAGAUACUCGAGUGUCUCACCCUCGACAACCACGGCGACCGGCCAGCCCCUGACCUACUACCAUUCCUUGCUCUAUAGGCUCCUGAGCUGGGAGCAACCCCGAGCCACUGCCGUCUCGUUCGCAAGCGUUGUCACUUUUAUUUUCGCCGCCCGUUAUCUUCCUCUGCUUCGCUGGUUCUUCAAGUUUGUCUAUCUGGCUUUGGGAUUCACCGCCGCUGCUGAACUCGGUGGCAGACUGGUGCUGUCGCAAGGCCUCGCCAGCUCCUUCCGCCCUCGCAAAUACUACACAGUCCCCAAGGAAACCGUUGAAGCGGUUCUGGAGGACCUCGAACAGCUCACCGACUUCCUUCUUCUUGAGUUCCAGCGCAUUCUGUUCGCCGAGAAUGUGGUUCACACUGUUGCUGCAUUCUUUGCUGCCUUUACUGCAUACUGGUUGAUCAAGUUCCUCCCAUUCUGGGGACUGUCGCUCAUUGCUGUUACUAUUGCCUACCUCGGCCCCCUCGUCUACCUCAGCAACCGCGAAGUUAUUGAUGCUCACAUUGAGAACGCUCAGGGCGUCAUUAACUCCCAGGCUCACCAGCUGAAGGAUAUUGCUGAAGAGCGCACUUCCCACGCCACCGGCCUUGUGAAGCAGUACGUGGAAGACUACAGCUCCAAGGCACAGGAAUACAUCGGCCACCGUCGUAGUGUUUCGCGCGAGCUGUCGAAGACCGCCGGCCCCGUUGUGAAGAAGGACCCCGCUGCCGAGGCUAUUGUGCAAAAGGACUUCACCGCCGAGCCUCUGAUCAAGACCGAACCCGCCACUGAACCUGUUAUCAAAACUUCCGACUUCCCCGAGACUCCCAGCGAAGAGCCCGUGGCCCCUCCUGUGGAGCACAACCGACAGCCUUUGGAGACCCGGGAGCCUCUCUUGGCUGCUUAA
Molecule: messenger RNA, 1062 nt
Organism: Aspergillus clavatus NRRL 1
Lineage: Eukaryota; Fungi; Ascomycota; Eurotiomycetes; Eurotiales; Aspergillaceae
Exons: 7
Coding region: 1-1062 (353 amino acids)
Source: RefSeq, a predicted model, not a curated record